UAACGGACCGUCCGCACGCGCACCGAACCCUCGGCCCGGAGGAAUAUUGAAUAUUAUCAGUACGGGAAUGCGAGUCUGACCUGCUAACUUAAACGCAAGAUUGCUGAGUGGAAUCUGUGAGGGUUUGCAGACAACAGAAGUGUGUAGUGUGUGUUCAUUGAAGAGACCGUUUCCCCUCUGCUGAUAAUGAAGCACCAUUUCCACAUGAGGAGGCAUUGACUCCGGCGCAGCCCUGUCGCGCCCGCAGCGCCCCCUCUCGGCCCGGACGGCCCAUCAUGCCCCGGCCAUGAAGGGCUACCAGGUGAGUCGCAGUCUGUCGCAACACUCCUCUGGGCCUUGCUACUGCAUGCCUGAGGACUGCGACACUGCGCGGGACUACAUGCACCACCCUGACCACUACCAGGGACACAAUGACCACCCCUACUACCCGCCUGGUGGGCCACCUGAACCGUCGGCCAUGGUCCCAUCUGGUGGAGGCACCUUCCCUCGUUCACACCCCAGUCAGCCACAGCCCUACGACUCGACGUGUGAAGAGUGUAUAACCUCGGCAGGGCACGGCCAUGGUCAUGGGGGAAAGAUGCACCGUAUCCCACCAAACCUUCUGGAUCAGUUCGAGAAACAGUUGCCCUUCCACCCAGACGGCUUCCACACCCUGCAGUACCAACGCACGGCCAGUGGGGAACAACGCAGCGAGAGUCCAAGUCGCAUACGGCAUCUGGUGAACUCGGUUCAGCGUCUCUUUGCCAAGUCACAUUCACUGGAGACGCCCUCUAAACGAGAGUUUAAUGGUACCCGUGGGGGAGAGUACCGGGACAGAGAUAGGGGGCACCGCAGCGGUGGCGAGGAAAGCGGCGGACAUCAUUAUUCAGGAACGCACCAGUCUCGCUCAGCCCGUCGGAACAAGAGUCGAGAACGAAGUAAGAGUGGAGACUCCCGCCAUGAGUCUCGAAGCUCCCGCCACCGCAGCAAAACAGCUGGAUGGUGGAGCUCCGAUGACAACCUGGACAGUGACAGCAGCUUUCUGGUGGGUGCGGGCAGGGGGGGACGUGGGUAUCCCACCGGACACGAGACCCUGGAUGCUGCCAUCCAGGAGCUUACCUUGAGGAAAUCUAAGGGUCCACCUCCAGGAGAGUGCCUGGCUUGCAACAACAUAGCCAUGGCAGGGGACAGCGGACACUCUCUGAAGAGGAGCACAUGGUCGGCCUUGACGGUCAGUCAGGCUAGAGAAGUCUAUCCAUCUUCCCGUGGCGGAGGAGGUGGAGGAGGAUAUGAGAAGGCAUUGGUUCCUCUAGAUCCCAAAAUGAAGGAACGAUCACUCCACUAUCUGCAGGUUCCCUCAGAUGAUUGGUGCGGUGGCGGUCCAUCUGACAGUGGUGGUGAGAUCCCUUGUAGACGUAUGCGCAGUGGCAGCUACAUAAAGGCCAUGGGGGACGAUGACAGUGCUGACUCAGACCCCAGCCCCAAAGCCUCACCCAAAUCACCCCUCAUUGCCCAGAGAGAAGCCUUCCGCCGCUCCGUCAGCAUGGACCAGCGUUCCUCCACCACAUCCAAGUACUCAUGUAAACAGUGUACAGACGUCUACCCGAACAGUCGAACCAUACCUAAAGGCCACGCUCGGUCCCGUAGCGUCACACGCUGUCUGACCAGCACUCAGCUGGGUGACACUCUGAACCUGUUUGGAGAAAUGGAAUCACAGGCUGUCCAGGCACUGGACCUACCAGGAUGCUUCCGCACCCGCAGUCACAGCUACGUACGGGCUAUCCAAGCCGGCUGCUCCCAGGACGAUGACUGCCUGUCUGUCUUCUCCAUGUCUGGCCCACAGGGGAGCAUGAAGGGCGAAGCAGUGUUCCCACACAGGAAAGGACCCCCUCCUCUUCCCCCUCGCAUGUCCAAGCCAAUGAUCUCAGUGACCGCUCAGAGCAGCACUGAGUCCACUCAGGACGCUUACUUCCAGAGUACAGGACAGCCCGCUCUGGUCAGGCCCAGACAGCACAGCAAUUCAGUGGACCUGACGGAGAGCAGCGGGGGCCGUAGCUCCAGAGGUGGGCACUAUCUUGGUGGGGGCACGGCGCGUGUCAGACAGAGCAGCAACUCCGCGGAGAGUCUGAACGGCAGGGCCCUUCACAGCAUCGCCUACCCUGGUGGACCUGGUCCAAUGAAACCGAAACACAGCAGCUCAGCCGAUAACCUGCUGGAGGGGUCCAGGGGCUCUAGGGAGCGGGCUGGAGGCAGCCUGGGAAAAUCAGCCUCUCUCCCCCAGAACAGUAUGUCCCUAGCUAAAGCUCUAACUGGAGGAGAACAGGAAGGACGAGGGAGGAAGUGGAGACCCUCUAUUGCAGUGCAGGUGGACAGCUCAGAGACGUUGUCUGACUCAGACCCAGAAGGCAAAUCGCUGAGAGAGGUGCACUCCAUAGGGGUUCAGGUGGAGGAUGACAAGAGACGAGCCCGUUUUAAACGCUCCAAUAGCGUGACAGCAAGUGUCCAGGCUGAUCUUGAGACGGAGGGUUUUGGUGGGCUGACGGUCCCCACUCAAGACAAGGGCCUGCAGUUCGGUUGCUCAUUCCAGCGCCACUCGUCCGAACCGGAAUCAGCCGGUCAGUUUGCAGAGUAUCGCACAGUGCACACACAGGGCCAGUGGGCCUACCGUGAGGAUUACCACAGCGGUUACACCAACGAGCCUGGCCCUCCAGAACUGAGGGCCCUGCCCCGCUCCCACUCCCCUCUGCCCCUGGCCCCUGAGCGUGGAGUGGGAGGCUGGAGCGAGGGCCCGAGGAGCCUCCCUGAUUCGGGCCGAGCCUCGCCCUGCUUACGAGAUGGAGAGUUCUUCCUCCGGCUCCUGCAGACAGAAGUGGAGAGGAUGGAGGGAUGGUGCCAGAACAUGGAGAGAGAGGCAGAGAUGAAUGAACUGCCGGAAGACGUGUUGGAGCUCAUCAGAGGAGCUGUCGGCAGUGCUCAGAUGCUCAUGUCACAAAGAGUCCAGCAGUUCUUCAGGAUGUGCCAACAGAGUGUAGAUCCUUCAUCAUACCCUCAGCCCAGCACUCAGGAUCUGGCCAGUUAUUGGGACCUCCUCCAGUUAGCCAUCGAGGAUGUCAGGGUGAAGUUUCAGGACCUCCAGCGGCUCAAGGAAUCGGGCUGGAGGUUGCCUCCUGAGAAGAAGGAGGACAAGAAGGUUCCACCUCCAUUACCAAAGAAACCAGUCGGUGGCGUGAUGGGCAGCCUUCGUGCUGACAGCACGACCGAGGCUGGAGGCAUGCUAGUGGUCUCGCGAGGACGUAGUGUUCCCGAACGGGAGAAAUCGUUGGAUGUAGGCGACCGCCAGAAGCUGGAAACACGGCGCAGGCUGCUCCAGACCAAACGCUCAGCCUCUUUCCGCCAGAAUUCUGCCACAGAGAGUGCUGACAGCAUUGAGAUCUACAUCACAGAGGCUCAGACGAGACUCUGAGUCACUUGGACCACUUCAGAACCCCUUAAACAACCACUGCGGCUCUUCUCUGGCCCUCUGCACAGACGUCCAAGUUACAAAGCAGCCAGAGAGCGAGUGCAAUUACUCACUGAUGGGGAACUUGAGAUGGCUUACUAGUAUGCUGCUGGUGUAUGGAUGUGAGUUUACGCAUUUUAUUUAAAUUUUUUUGUUGAGCAAGUGUUAUUAUUCUCAGAAAAAGGGCUCAACCAGCACAACCAAGUGUUACAAGAUUGAGACUUUUGUAAGUCUACACAAUAUAUAAAAAUGUUAGUACUGUUUUAAUGAAACACACCAUCACAUACGGGUGCAAUAUCAUAUAUUAAGAAGAUCUUAUCUUGUUAUUUUAAAUAAUAGACUUUGUUUUGAUAUAAUCUUGGCUGUGUAUGUGUUUCGUAAUUGAUGCCACAGUGCGGCGUAGCCACUUUCACUGUGACACAAGCGCACUCUUGUGGCCAGAGUAGAGCAAUGCUCCCUGAUGUAAAUUUGGGCCUGAAACUGAACGUUUUAGCAGUACAGUAGUAAAACCCCUGAGAGCAACUUUUGCAGUAUAGAUAAAUGCCUUUUUAAAGUUAGUGAUCAAAUUACCACAGGGAUUCAUCUCCCGUAUAGUGCAAUAUCACUUUGCAAUUGCAUUCAGGCUUUUCAUUAGCCCAAUGCAAAGACAUACUUCUUAAAAAAAGAUGAGAGAAAAAAAGAAAAAACACAACAGAAAGCUCUGAGGCAACAGCCAUGUUUCCUGAAACAGUACGGUCUACAUCAUAAGACACUUCAGAAACAGGGGUGCAGUAGACAAUCUUCAAACAAUUUCACACUUGACCUGCACACUGAAAAAUGAUUCAGAGAGGAGGGGAAACAUCUUGUUCAUUUCACCCCUCUGCCUUUUUUGUAACAGAUGAAAACCCUCUAACAUGAAAUCAG
Sinocyclocheilus anshuiensis is the source of this 4381-nucleotide messenger RNA. RefSeq names its product disks large-associated protein 3-like. Lineage: Eukaryota; Metazoa; Chordata; Actinopteri; Cypriniformes; Cyprinidae. Gene Ontology annotation, cellular component: postsynaptic specialization; glutamatergic synapse. The record is from RefSeq and is a predicted model, not a curated record. The transcript has 12 exons. Bases 287 to 3442 code for a protein of 1051 amino acids. Gene Ontology annotation, molecular function: molecular adaptor activity. Gene Ontology annotation, biological process: signaling.